Molecule: messenger RNA, 1010 nt
Organism: Saccostrea cuccullata (small rock oyster)
Lineage: Eukaryota; Metazoa; Mollusca; Bivalvia; Ostreida; Ostreidae
Exons: 7
Coding region: 372-1010 (212 amino acids)
Source: RefSeq, a predicted model, not a curated record
GCAUUUUGGUAUGUUUUUCGCAUGUCAUAAUUUGGUGGGGACUAAAUGGAAGUGUUGAUGCAAACAAUAGACUACAUAUUACACGGUAUCCAACCGAAGGAGCAAAGGGAGUGCUAUCAUGUAGAAUAUAUGCAAUAACGGAAAAUGUUUUGGUCGAAUGGAAUCAUAACGGCGUCGUGAUCAACUGUACAUUACCAUUGUCGACCUGCACUGCUAACCAAUUUUACAGUGCAUCAAUAAGCCGAACCUUUUCUAACCUGACAGUUUGGAAGGCCAGCUUUGCAAGGGACAAUGGGUUGUGGACAUGCACUGUAAAUAAUCUAAAAAGCAGCGGUGCAUUUUAUGUUGUCACUGAACCUAAAACAUUUGUCAUGGAGAAAAGAAACGAAAACAACUUGACGAGAAAUGAUUUGACAAUGACAGCAGAAGCAUACUGUGUUUAUCCUAACAGUGCAGACACAUUUCUUCUUUAUCAAGUAAAGGGCGAUCCACAUUUUCAGAAAUUUAAAAGACGAAAUUUGUCUUUAUAUUAUGAUGAUGGUAUAAAAUUUGAAUGUGACAACAAUGAAUAUGUUUUGCGGGCGACAGGAUUGAUUAAACAAUCUGACUUCUCUAGUGAAUUACGCGUGAGGUUCAAAUUCCAGUACAUAUCGCUUAGCGGAAAAGAAUAUGAAACUAAGGCAUCAGAAUUCUUCAAUUUUACUGACGGUCCUUGUAACUUUGUACUUUGCAAAAAUGGUGGACGCUGCAUAUUUGACGCAAAACUAGCCUACAAAUGUAUUUGUGUAAAUUUCUUCAGUGGAAAACAUUGUGAAAAUUCACUUCAAAAAGCAGAUAGCAGCAGACAUCAAAAGAAGAAUGACACAGGAAAAGUCUGUGUUUGGAUUCUCGUAUCUGCUGUAAUUGGUUGCAUCAUUGGUGUUAUUGUGUACAUCGUCUACAAGAAACAGAGAGCAUGCUGCUCAUGUCCCUCGAUGGAACAUGAACCUAUUCCAACAGUACCCCAUUAG